GGGUGGGUGAAAAAUAUAAUCUUUUGGAUACGAUUGGUCAGUUCCAGUUGGUCUUCUGUUUCUGUCUGCUUCCCCCUCUAGGUCUAGUUUGCAUCUCACCUGCGCGUUCUUCUUUUUGGUCUCUUCCGAGUCGUGUUGAGUAGCGAGUCAGGACUCGGAAAUGGCUUUUGAAGAUGGAACAGACCCCAGAAUCCCUAAGAUCGCCUCCGCGAUUCGUGUGAUCCCCAACUUCCCCAAACCAGGUAUCAUGUUUCAGGAUAUAACGACGCUUCUUCUGGACACUCAGGCCUUUAAGGACACCAUUGAUUUGUUUGUCGAGAGGUACAAAGGGAAAGACAUCUCUGUUGUUGCAGGUGUUGAAGCUCGAGGUUUCAUAUUUGGCCCUCCUAUUGCUUUGGCUAUCGGAGCAAAAUUUGUUCCUAUGAGGAAGCCCAAAAAGUUGCCCGGGGAGGUCAUCUCGGAGGAAUAUUCGUUGGAGUAUGGAACCGAUAAGAUAGAAAUGCAUGUGGGAGCUGUACAGCCGGGCGAACGUGCUCUUGUUAUAGACGAUCUCAUCGCCACUGGCGGCACUUUAUGUGCUGCAAUCCGUCUACUCGAGCGUGUGGGAGUGAAGGUUGUGGAAUGUGCUUGUGUUAUCGAGUUAGCCGAGCUCAAGGGUCGGGAGAAACUAGGAGAGACGCCGCUCUUCGUCCUUGUAAGCUCAACCUGAGAAGAUUGACGACAGAAAGAUCGUGUAAUUUCAGAGGAGCCCUUCGUUUUAUGGAAUUCAAGUUAUGAUGUUUUAUGCUUUGUAACAUUUUCUCAGAGAGAGAGAGAGAGAUGAAGUUUUGGGUUUGGAUUUGCUUGAGGUUAGAACCAGAAGCAUCCGAUCAGAAUUUACAUUGGUUGGUGUUUUGGCUCCACCAUGAUUGGAGGUAAUAAGUCCUUUUUUUUAGAUUCAACAGUUCAUCCAUGUUU
Messenger RNA from Tarenaya hassleriana, 957 nucleotides. Its product is annotated as adenine phosphoribosyltransferase 1, chloroplastic. Gene Ontology annotation, molecular function: adenine phosphoribosyltransferase activity. Gene Ontology annotation, cellular component: cytoplasm; cytosol. NCBI's taxonomy places the organism in Eukaryota, Viridiplantae, Streptophyta, Magnoliopsida, Brassicales, Cleomaceae. Gene Ontology annotation, biological process: adenine salvage. The record is from RefSeq and is a predicted model, not a curated record. The coding region runs from base 161 to 709 and encodes 182 amino acids. The transcript is spliced from 6 exons.